CUUGGAAAUUCAAGUUUGAAAAUCCUGAUCAUGGUAACCUUUGCCUGUUAUGUUACCUAUGCAUUAAUGAAUCGAUUUCUGAUAGGAUUAGCUGGAAAUGUUAUCAAAACUGGAAAUGUCAUAAAAACUUGAUAGAUAUUCCCGAGAAAAGACUGAACUUCACAGUUUAGCAAUUCAUUAGAAUCAGCAGCUCAUGCAGUCUUCGGCUGGACUCAUAAGAAGCUUCAUCUCUCAAGGGUCACACAAAGAAGCCCUUCUCCUCGAUUCUAAAAUUCGACCUGAAAGAACCCACCAACUUGUAGAAGUAAUUCCUUUACUUCUUAAAGCUUGUGCUUCCCUCUGUUUGCUUUACCAUGGAAAAACUUUACACGCUGAGUCAAUCAAAAAUGGUAUUGAUUCUAAUGUCUUUGUAGGAACUGCCCUGAUAAAUAUGUACUCUAAAUGUCAUGUAAUAUUUGACUCGCGUAAAGUUUUCGAUGGAAUGCCUGAUCGAAAUGUAAUCACUUGGAAUGCCAUGAUAGGUGGGUAUUCGAGAAAUGGUGAUAUGGGCUCUGCUUCAUUUCUCUUUCAACAGAUGAAAAAUCGUACUUCGGUUACUUGGUCUGAAAUGGUUGAUGGUUUUUCGAAGAAUGGUGAUAAUGUUUCUGCCAGGCGUUUCUUUGAUCAGACUCCGCUUGAGAUGAGAAGUGUAGUAACUUGGACUGUAAUGGUUGACGGGUAUGUAAGUAAUGGGGAGAUGGAAGCUGCAAGGACUUUGUUUGAACAAAUGCCUGAAAGGAACUUCUUCGUCUGGUCAUCGAUGAUAUCUGGGUAUUGUAAGAAAGGUCUUAUGCAAGAGGCUAAAUCUGUUUUCGGUAGGAUUUCUGUCCGAAACUUAGUCAUUUGGAAUGCAUUGAUUUCUGGGUAUGCUCAAAAUGGGUUCUCCGAGGAAGCGCUCAAAGCAUUUCAGAGAAUGCAGGAUGAGGGGUUUAAACCUGAUGAGUUUUCAGUAGCAAGUGCCUUAUCUGCUUGCGCUCAGUUGGGUUCGUUAGAUUGCGGCAAAAGAGUUCAUGAUUUGAUUAAGCGAAAUGGUAUCAAGUUAAAUCAGUUUGUUGUCAACGGAUUAGUGGAUAUGUACGCGAAAUGUGGAGAUAUAAGCAAUGCAAAGCGCAUAUUUGAGAGGAUGAGUUCUAGAAAUGACGUCUGCUGGAAUGCAAUGAUCACAGGCCUUGCUGUCCAUGGGCGAAGUAGAGAGGCUCUUGAACUUUUUAGCCAAAUGGAGGAAUCAAGUGAGAAGCCAAAUUCGGUUUCCUUCCUUUCUGUGCUCUCAGCUUGUGCGCGUGGGGGAUUCACUGACGAAGGUUUACAAAUUUUUUCAAAGAUGAAAGAGAAAUAUGGUUUAGAAGCAAGAAUCGAACAUUAUGGGUGCUUGGUUGAUCUUUUGGGACGCGCAGGGCGAGUAAAUGAUGCAUAUGAUUUGAUCAAGACCAUGCCUGUGAAGCCAAAUGAUGCAGUUUGGGGAGCUUUGCUUGGAGCUUGUAGAAUUCAUUCUGAUGCAAAGAUAGCAGAGAAGGUGGUGGAGGAAGUCGGUUUAUUAGAUCAGAAUCAGCGUGCUGAUGAUGACGCACACUAUGUGAUAUUAUCCAACAUAUAUGCUGCAUCAGAUAGGUGGGAGACCGCAGAAAAGAUGAGGGUGAUAAUGGCCAAGGGUGGAACCCAAAAAACUGCUGGGCGCAGUUCAGUCAUGCUUGGGGAGCUAUAGCAGCCUUGUAUAGAGUUUUCCCUGCCAUAACUUAAGAAGAGGAUACUCACAAAAGCUCCCCCCAACCAUAUUAAUAUUAAACCAGAGUAAUUUAACAUCAUAAACCAUCUUCCAUCUUGUGUAUGACCAUUUUCACUUGCACCUUGUACGUUCUAAAACA
Papaver somniferum (opium poppy) is the source of this 1901-nucleotide messenger RNA. Its product is annotated as pentatricopeptide repeat-containing protein At3g21470-like. Gene Ontology annotation, biological process: RNA modification. Bases 194 to 1741 code for a protein of 515 amino acids. The record is from RefSeq and is a predicted model, not a curated record. Gene Ontology annotation, molecular function: RNA binding; protein binding. The transcript has a single exon. Lineage: Eukaryota; Viridiplantae; Streptophyta; Magnoliopsida; Ranunculales; Papaveraceae.